Camelina sativa (false flax) is the source of this 520-nucleotide messenger RNA. RefSeq lists its product as uncharacterized. NCBI's taxonomy places the organism in Eukaryota, Viridiplantae, Streptophyta, Magnoliopsida, Brassicales, Brassicaceae. The record is from RefSeq and is a predicted model, not a curated record.
UGUACAUGCGUUGAAGUUUGUAACCUAACACCAACAAACACAAAUUAGGGUAGAAGCACAAUGAAGGGAAGCUUGUGGUUUAUUGCCUUGUUGUUGAUUCUCUCUUUGGUGAUUUCAUCUUGUGGAGCUUCAACUCAGUCAUACAAAAUCCGCAAACAUUUGAAUAGAAGAACACCACCUAGUGAUUCAAAACCCGCACCCCAGUAUCUUAGCAAGCAAGAAAGAAAACUAGAAAAGCAUAGAUCUGUUGUAUAUGGGUUGUGGUGGUUAGACGAACUGAUUUUUAAAUAUUACUAGAUGGGUAUCCGCGUUAUAUCGCAAGAAUUUCUUUUUAACUUCCGGUUUAAUGUAAUUUUUGUCCAAAUUCAAGUAAUUUAAGUAAAAGUUUUUUUUUCCAAAUUCUAGUAAUUUACUUCCAAAUCUAAAUUUAUUUUUCAAUCAUUUGGUUACUACAACUUGUUGAGACUUUUGAUCGUGUGUUCAUCUCAUACCUCUUUUUUAUGGAUUAUCCUUUUUCCAA